GUUAAAUAAAUCUAAAAUGUCUAUACCUUGUAGUUAACGCUCCAUCUACAUAGAGGCGCUGUGUUUAUGGGCUUGCCACCCGCUGAUACAGGCGGAAGUGAGCCUGCGAGUGGAUUUCCUUUUUAGUGAACACCAUUUUUUCCUCAUGGAAGAAGCUAAUAGCCAACUUAAAAUGUCUAAACAACAGUCGUUUCAUGUGUUUUUAAAUGAGCGCUUAACUGCGGCUACUGUGGAGAUUUUCGGGGAAGUUGAGAAAACGGUACUGAAAUACCAGGAGGAGAAUGAUCGGCUACGGAGACUGCUGCUGAUCACAUCGGAGGUUAAACUAUGUAGAACAGACUCCCUGCAGCUCUUUGUCUCUGAAGAGGAGGUUACCCCUGAGCAGCAGCACUGUGAGCAGGAGUGGAGCCCCAGUCUGGGACAGGAGGACCCAGAGACCAUACAGAUUAAAGAGGAACAGGAGGAAGUCAGGACCAGUCAGGAGGAAGAGCAGAUUCAAGGGCUCUUUGAUACCAAAGACUCCAUAUUCACUCCUUCCUGUGUGAAAAGUGAAUGUGAUCAGGAGGAACCAUGUCAAGAAGCCGUACGAGCUGAACACCCAACUCUCAGUCCACUGAAAACAUCUAAACUACAGUUGUUUCGUGUGUUUUUAAAUGAGCGUUUAACGGCAUCUGCUGCUGUGGAGAUUUUUGGUGCGGUUGAGGAAACUGUAACAGAGUACCAGGAGGAGAAUGAUCUGCUACGGAGACUGCUGCGGAUCACACCAGAGAUAAAACUAUGUAGAAUAGACUCCCUGCAGUUCUCUCUUUCUGUCUCUGAAGAGGAAGUUCCCCCUGAGCAGCAGCACUGUGAGCAGGAGUGGAGCCCCAGUCUGGGACAGAAGGACCCAGAGACCACACAGAUUAAAGAGGAACAGGAGGAAGUCAGGACCAGUCAGGAGGAAGAGCAGCUUCAAGGGCUCUUUGAUACCAAAGACUCCAUAUUCACUCCUUCCUGUGUGAAAAGUGAAUGUGAUCAGGACCCACUUCAGUCCUUGACUCUUCCCCAAACCCAGACUGUGGAGAACAGAGAGAGAGACUCUAACCCAGUGGAUCUCACACAUUUUGGCACUGUGACCCACAUUAAGGAUCUCUACAUUCCCUGUGACCCUCCAGAUAAUCAAAACAAUGCCUCCAGCCACAGUUCAGCUGUAAGCAGUGACCCAGUCGGACUUGACAGCAGCCCACCAUUGGAUCCCAGUCCACCAUUGGAUCCCAGUCCACCAUUAGAGAAACACUGUUCCAAACCCAGCACCACAGCUAGAAAAACUCAUCACUGCCGUGACUGUGGUGGAACAUUUGCUCUGAAAGCUGACCUGCAGAGACAUGUGACUCUCUUCAGUAAGAGACCCAGUGAAUGUAGUUCCUGCCAAAACCGCUACAAGUCCACCUGUAAACUGAAGGCCCAUGUCCGACUCUGUCACGGUGGGAAACCCUGCACCUGCCCUCUAUGUGGAAAGACCUUCAAACUCAAUGGAGAUCUGUCCAGUCACAUGAGGAUUCACACAGCAGAGAAGCCAUUUAUCUGUGGUGACUGUGGGAAAAGCUUCAAUCGAGCGGAUUUCCUAACCAGGCAUAAACUGACUCACACAGGAGAGAAGCCGUUCACCUGUGGUGACUGUGGGAAAAGCUUCAAUCGCAAGGAGACUUUAACUACUCACAAACUGACUCACACCAGAGAGAAACCAUUUAGCUGUGGUGACUGUGGGAAAAGCUUCAAUCGUAAGGUGAGCCUAACUGAACAUCAACUGACUCGCACAGGAGAGAAACCAUUUGUCUGUGGUGACUGUGGGAAAAGCUUCAUUCGGAAGGUUAGCCUAACUGAACAUCAACUGACUCACACAGGAGAGAAACCAUUUGUCUGUGGUGACUGUGGGAAAAGCUUCAAUCGGAAGGGGCACCUAACUGAACAUCAACUGACUCACACAGGAGAGAAACCAUUUAGCUGUGGUGACUGUGGGAAGAGAUUUAUUCAGAACAGGGCACUAAGUAGACAUAUACUGAUUCACACAGGAGAGAAAUCAUUUAGCUGUGGUGAAUGUGGGAAGAGCUUUAUUCAGAAGUGGGACCUAAGGAGACAUAUACUGACUCACACACGAGAGAAACCAUUCACCUGUGGUGACUGUGGGAAAAGCUUCAAUCGCAAGGAGACUUUAACUACGCACAAACUGACUCACACCAGAGAGACACCAUUUAGCUGUGGGGACUGUGGGAAAAGCUUCAUUCAGAAGGGGGUCCUAAUGAGGCAUAUACUGACUCACACAGGAGAGAAACCAUUUAGCUGUGAUGCCUGCGGGAAGAGCUUUAUUCUGAAGGGGGACCUAAGGAGACAUAUGCUGAUUCACACAGGAGAGAAACCAUUCACCUGUGGUGACUGUGGGAAAAGUUUCAAUCGUAAGCAGACCUUAACUACGCACAAACUGACUCACACCAGAGAGAAAUCAUGUAGCUGUGGGGACUGUGGGAAAAGCUUCAAUCGGAAACAACAUGGCUGCUCAGUCUGUGAUAAAAUAUUCAUUCAGAAGACUAAUCUGCUAACACGUGAAAAACAUCCACAAAGAAAAUGAAUGAGCACACAGACAGGGGACUAGGAGAGUAUUGAGAUACACCUGUGGACCAACUCUAGCUGGUCCUCCUGAUCCUGCUCAGUCCAAUGUCACAGUAAUGAUAUAAUGGGGCUGUUGUCUGAGCCUAACAGGUAAUGUUGCUACUCUUGGUGUAUGAAAUGGACAAUCUGCAGUUCAGACAACCACCACUUUUUAGGUGAACAACUGAGGGAUGGUGUUGGAGAGUUGUGAACACUCAAUGUCGUAGUCAGAUAUGGAUACAAUAUGUCCAGAUCUGAUGCAGGUUUUCCAAUAGGUGGCCCGUUGGUGGUUUUUAUUUGCCCCCCAAGUUUUCUAAGCAAAACAAGAUUUCAUUUAAAAAAAUAUAUAAUAUUUGGUCAAUCUGUUCCCAAGUAUUCCCACUUGUAAAUAGAUUUACAGUACCAGUCAAAAGUUUGGAUACACCUACUCAUUCAAGGGUUUUUCUUUAUUUUUACUAUUUUCUACAUUGUACAAUAAUAGUGAAGACAUCAAAACUAUGAAAUAACACAUAUGGAAUCAUGUGGUAACCAAAAAAGUGUUAAAUAAAAAUAAAUGUAAUGUUUUAGAUUCUUCAAAGUAGCCACCCAGAUGUAUCCGAUCUCAAGAAAUUGUAGACAACAUCCCCCUUAUACAAUCAAUGUGAGCAUUACAUAACCAGGGGAGUAGUGAUUGGAUAAGAGGGAUGUUUUGUAACCAGGGGAGUAGUGAUUGGAUAAGAGGGAUGUUUUGUAACCAGGGGAGUAGUGAUUGGAUAAGGAGGAUGUUUUGUAACUAGGGGAGUAGUGAUUGGAUAAGGAGGAUGUUUUGUAACUAGGGGAGUAUUGAUUGGAUAAGGGGAUGUUUUGUAACCAGGGGAGUAGUGAUUGGAUAAGGGGGAUGUUUUGUAACUAGGGGAGUAGUGAUUGGAUAAGGGGGUAUUCCUGUAUUGUGUGAAUCAGAUGUAACUGGUAGAGGGAGGAGUUUACAAGCGAGGCUGGACUGUAUAUAAGUCAUUGUUGGCAGGUUAUUUGUCUUUGUCUGCAGACGGCCUGUUUUUAGAACCUCUCUCUCUGGGGCCUUUUUGAUAAAUAUUCUACUGCUGUAUUUUGUUGUUAACUUUUUCUGAAUUCUAAGACAUCAGUUAGAGGUAAGCUUCUGCUUUUUACCCACACGUGCAGGGUCAUAUAAUUAGUGUUUUUCUUUAGGAACAGGAUUGUGUUUCCUGGAGGUGGAGAGCUAGAGAAUCCAUAGGAUGUGUAGACUGAUUAUAAAAGGCUUUGCUUGAAUAAAUACUGUCUGUGCAUUUCCUCUGGAGGGGCCACCGACCCAAAUAGACCAGAGGGUUUCCUCUUUGUUACUGUGUUGGGUCCAUGCUUUGGGAUGUGUGUGUCUCAGCAUGACAAGGUGAGUAUACCUCUUUCAUCUCGUAGGACACUAGGUUCCAGUCCUUUGAGGAACUCCUGGUCCACAAGUGAAGGGUUUGUGACGCGCAUCCCUGGGUGUAAAACAAAAGUAUUUAUUUAAUAAUAAACAGUUGCCGAGCUGAGAAAUUAUACACCCCC
Molecule: messenger RNA, 4167 nt
Organism: Salvelinus fontinalis (brook trout)
Lineage: Eukaryota; Metazoa; Chordata; Actinopteri; Salmoniformes; Salmonidae
Product: zinc finger protein 708-like
Exons: 3
Coding region: 146-2605 (819 amino acids)
Biological process (GO): regulation of DNA-templated transcription
Molecular function (GO): DNA-binding transcription factor activity, RNA polymerase II-specific; RNA polymerase II cis-regulatory region sequence-specific DNA binding
Source: RefSeq, a predicted model, not a curated record